Molecule: messenger RNA, 3547 nt
Organism: Anneissia japonica
Lineage: Eukaryota; Metazoa; Echinodermata; Crinoidea; Comatulida; Comatulidae
Exons: 10
Coding region: 869-3268 (799 amino acids)
Source: RefSeq, a predicted model, not a curated record
UUUAUUUUAUUUUCACAGAUGCUAACUCUACAAAAAGCAGAAAGAAUAAAAAGUUAUCAAAAUCAUCUCAGAAUAAAUUUAAAUUGAAGAGCACCUCCUCAAACAAACCCUCCAAAAAUGACACAGUACAAGGAGCUAACAAACCACUUGGCCGAGUAGAGGGCAGCUCUAGGGACUUAACUCCUAAAGAUAAUAACAUAAAAGAUAUUAUUAGCCAAUAUCCACAACGUAAUACACUCACUCCUAAUAAGGCAAGAGAAAACACCUCACUCAUCACCUCAGAUACCACUCCAGUAGAGGAUGUUAGAAUUGAGGCCAUCGAAGUUGAAAAUCAAAUUAAUGAAUUACGAAUCAAAGAAUUUGCAUCAACCAUUGUCAGGAAGGUAUUGGCAGACAGUCAACAAUACCUGCUUGACAGUAAUGAAGAAACACCAAUCAGCGACACCACAACAGGCAAGACAUUUCUUUCUUGAAUUAACUCUUUUACCUUGAGAUUUUAAUAUUAAAUUCAAUUUUCAAAAAUAACAUUUCUUUUGGAGUAGCUUUUAACAAUAAUUGUGUCAACAAUCAGUGAUUUUUUUUGAAAAACCCAAAUACUACUUACUUUUUAUGGUCAUAACUAAAUAAUGAUGAUGAUGAUGAUGAUAAUUGUAUAAAGGCCUAGUACUUAAAAUGACAAUAUUGAUAAAAUGAUUAUAAUCCUACAUUAGAUUUUGUCCACAAUAAAGCAACUGAGGCCAUCAUCACUCCAAUUGAAGCCCAACAACACUCCUCAUCACUCAACACCACUGACGUCCCACCAGUAGAUGAUGUCAGAAUCGAGGCCAUCGAAGACGGAUGUCCACCAAGUGAUGAACUUAUCGAAGAAAUGGCAUCCGCCUUUGUUGGGGACAUCGUGUCAAAGGCGUUGGCACAGACUCAACAAGAACUGGUUGUGGAUGAUCAAGAAAUACCAAUCAGCGAUAUUACAAAAGAUAUUAUCCACAAUGAAGCCAUUAUCACUCCAGUUGAAGCCCUACAAAACUCCUCAUCAGUCAAUACCACAGCCAUCCAACCAGUAGAUGAUGUCAAGAUGGAGGCCAUCGAAGUCGGAAGUCCAAGUGAUGGACUUCUCGAAGAAAUGGCAUCCGCCUUUGUUAAGGACAUCUUGUCAAAGGCGUUGGCACAAACUCAACAAGAGCUGCUGGUGGCUGAUCAAGCACCACCAAUCUGCGACACCACAAUAGAUAUUAGCCAAAAAUCAGUCACCGAAGCCAUUAUCACUCCAGUUGAGGACCAACAAGUCUCCUCACCAGUCAAUACCACAGUCAUCCAACCAGUAGAUGAUGUCAAAACAGAGGCCAUCGAAGCCGGAAUUCCAAGUGAUGGACUUCUCGAAGAAAUGGCGUCCGCCUUUGUUGAGGACAUCUUGUCCAACGCGUUGGCACAAACUCAACAAGAGCUGCUGGUGGCUGAUCAAGCAAAACCAAUCAGCGACACCACAAUAGCCACGGAAGCCAUUAUCACUCCAGUUGAAGACCAACUAGUCUCCUCAUCAGUCAAUACCACAGUCAUCCAACCAGUAGAUGAUGUCAAAACGGAGGCCAUCGAAGACGGAAUUCCAAGUGAUGAACUUCUCGAAGAAAUGGCAUCCGCCUUUAUUGAGGAUAUCUUGUCAAACGCGUUGGCACAAACUCAACACGAGCUGCUGGUGGCUGAUCAAGCAACACCAAUCAGCGACACCACAAUAGAUACUAUCCACAAUGAAGCCAUUAUCACUUCAGUUGAGGCCACACAUGACUUUUCAUCAGUCAACACCACAGCCAUCCAACCAGUAGAUGAUGUCAAAUUAGAAGCCAUCGAAGCAGAAAAUCCAAGUGAUGAACUUCUCGAAGAAAUGGCAUCCGCUUUUGUUAUGGACAUCUUGUCAAAGGCGUUGGCACAGACUCAACAAGGCCUACUUUUGUGUAAUCAAGAAACAGCAAUCAACGAUAGCACAAUAGAUAAUAUCCACAAUGAAGCCACAGAAGACUCUAUCACUUCAGUUGAGGCCCCACAAGACUCUUCAUCAGUCAACACCACAACCAUCCAACCAGUAGAUGAUGUCAAAUUAGAGGCCAUCGAAGCAGAAAAUCCAAGUGAUGAACUUCUCGAAGAAAUGGCAUCCGCUUUUGUUAAGGACAUCUUGUCAAAGGCGUUGGCACAGGCUCAACAAGGCCUACUUUUGGGUAAUCAAGAAACAGCAAUCAGCGAUAGCACAAUAGCCAUUAUCACUCCAUUCAAGGACCAACAAGUCUCCUCAUCAGUUAACACCACAGUCAUCCAACCAGUAGAUGAUACCAAAAUGGAGGCCAUCGAAGCAGAAAAUCCAAGUGAUGAACUUCUCGAAGAAAUGGCAUCCGCUUUUGUUAAGGACAUCUUGUCAAAGGCGUUGGCACAGGCUCAACAAGGCCUACUUUUGGGUAAUCAAGAAACAGAAAUCAGCGAUAGCACAAUAGCCACCGAAGCCUUUAUCACUUCAGUUGAGGCCCCACAAGACUCUUACACCACAGCCAUCCAACCAGUAGAUGAUGUCAAAUUAGAGGCUAUCGAAGCAGAAAAUCCAAGUGAUGAACUUCUCGAAGAAAUGGCAUCCGCUUUCGUUGAAGACAUCUUGGAAAACGCGUUGGCACAGACUCAACAAGAGCUUCAUGUUGGUGAUCAAGAAACACUAGUCAGCGACACCACAAUCGAUAUUAUCUACAAUGAUGCCACCGAAGCCAUUACCACUCCAGCAGAGGCCCAACAAAUCUCCUCAACAGUCAACACCACAGAUGUCCCACCAGAAGAUGUCAACAAUGAGGCCAUUGCAGAAGGAAGUCUAAGUGACGAACUUAUCGAAAAAAUGGCAUCUGCCUUUGUUAAAGACAUCUUGGCCAAGGCGUUGGCACAGACUCAGCUAGAGCUGCUUGAUUGUGAUCAAGAAACACCAAUCAGCGACAAAACAAUAGAUAUUGUCCACAAUGAAGACACCGAAGCCAUACUUGAGGCACCAAAAGACUCCAAAUCAGUCAACACCACAGUCAUCCAACUAGUGGAUGAUGUCAAAAUGGAGGCCAUCGACGACAAAAGUCCAAGUGAUGAACUUAUCAAAGAAAUGGCAUCCGCCUUCGUUGAGGACAUCCUGUCAAAGGCGUUGGCACAGACUCAACAAGAGCUGCUUGUGGAUGAUCAAGAAAUACCAAUCAGAGAUAGCACAAUAGGCAAGAAAAAAUCUAUCAUUUUAAUAAAUUAUGAUAACGUACAAUAACAUUUUAUACGAAAAUUAAAUAAUAUUAAAAUAAUUAUAAUCCUGCCAGAUAUAACCCAGAAUGAAUCCACUGAAGACAGUAUCACUCUAGUGCUGGCCCAGCAAAACUCCUCAUCAGUCAACACCACAGUCCAACCAGUAGAUGAGAUCAAAAUCGAGGCCAUCGAAGUCGGAAGCCUAACUGAUGAUGAACUAAUCAAAAAAUUAGCAUCCACCCUGGUCAACCACACUUUGUCCAAAGCGUUGGCGGAGAUUCAUCCAGACCUGUUUGUUGGUAAU